This is a messenger RNA of Penicillium atrosanguineum, 1428 nucleotides long. RefSeq names its product transcription factor domain-containing protein. The coding region runs from base 1 to 1428 and encodes 475 amino acids. Gene Ontology annotation, molecular function: zinc ion binding; DNA binding. Gene Ontology annotation, biological process: DNA-templated transcription. NCBI's taxonomy places the organism in Eukaryota, Fungi, Ascomycota, Eurotiomycetes, Eurotiales, Aspergillaceae. The record is from RefSeq and is a predicted model, not a curated record. The transcript has a single exon.
AUGGAUCCACCAGAGUAUAAUCCUGGAACUUCAGAAAUUGGUUCCCUGACGGCACAUUCUAACGAGGACAGUCAGUUCGUCGGCAGCUCCAGCGGCGUCUACUUCAUCAAUACGGUGAAGCGUGCAUUCUCUGCUGGGUUGGAAGCAUCGGGAUCACCAGAAACAGAGUUCCCAGCCGCAGAAGACACCCUCGUGGGCGCAGAAGACUCGCCACGGAAGCGACAACGUACGGCAUCAUUCAGGCAUGACUCGGCCACACCCGGCGAGGCAGAGUCACCAGCACCAUGGAAUUACGACCCAGCGAUCGUGGCUUUCAUGGGCAAAGCACCACCGCUAGAGGGUUCGAAAGAACUCAUGAUGAUGUACUUUCGAGUUUGGCAUCCUCUCUUUCCGUUCCUACAUGGUCCUACUGUCCUGCAGGCCAUGGAGAAGUUAUAUUCCAGCGCCGGCCACAAUAAUCCAAUCCCCGAUGAGAGCUCGGAUCAUCGAAGUACAUGCUGGACGGUAAUUCUGCAAUGUAUUUUCAAUCUAGGAAGUCUCCUUCGUCCAGACCUGGAACUUCCACCCACCUGUCUAAUUCAAUCGACUGGCAGUGUAACCUCAUUACUCGGAAGCCUGGCAACAAGACAUGACAUUGCUUCACUACAAGCUCUUCUCGCCGUCCAGGUUUACCUUGUUGCAAAAAUGUCCCUACGUCUUGCAUCUACCUUCGGCGGAUGCGUUCUACGAUCCAUGAUGCAUGCCGGCCUCCACCGAUGUCCCUUCCGAUAUGCGCAGCUCUCAUCGCAUGAUCGACAAUUGCGCAAACGAAUCUUCUGGUGUGCAUAUGCUAUUGAUCGAUACCUGAGCCAAGCAUUGGGGUUGCCGCUCGGGAUCCAGGAUUCGGACAUCGAUGUGUGUCUACCUGCUGCGCCGGAGAUGCAUUCUCCUCGGCGACUGAGGGAGUUACAAUCCAGUGUGUCGUCUAGGAGCUCAUUGUUUCACGAGAACAGAAAAUCUCGAGAGCAUUCGCCGGUAGAUGCAGGCGCAGAUCACCGCAAAAAGGAAAGUGUGCUUGCCAGCUACGUCGAUUCCGGAACACUCACCGGCCGGGCGCUGGAACUUUUGCAUAAGUCCAUUUUGGUGCGCUCGGUGCGCCGCAGCUCCGUCCUGUUCUUAGUGACAGACGUUCAUAAGUGGUGGAAUAGCCUUCCUCUCGAACUGCAAGGGAAGUCAUCCGAUCCCGGCAAACGGGUGCCAGCUACAGAUUCAGACAGUCCAUUUGACUUCGGCCCCUUUUUUUACGGUCCUCUAUCAGCAUCUUAUCUUGAUUAUCCAUCGACCGUCCUUAUCAUUGGACCCAUCAACUGCAGAAUUCUGUUCUGGGCUGCAGACCUGCAUUGGCGCUGCACGGUCCAUUCUUGCGGCGUUGAAAUUGCAAGUGGAUAG